Messenger RNA from Salvelinus fontinalis (brook trout), 4860 nucleotides. Its product is annotated as solute carrier family 2, facilitated glucose transporter member 1-like. Gene Ontology annotation, molecular function: hexose transmembrane transporter activity. The record is from RefSeq and is a predicted model, not a curated record. The coding region runs from base 115 to 1662 and encodes 515 amino acids. The transcript is spliced from 10 exons. Gene Ontology annotation, cellular component: apical plasma membrane; basolateral plasma membrane. NCBI's taxonomy places the organism in Eukaryota, Metazoa, Chordata, Actinopteri, Salmoniformes, Salmonidae. Gene Ontology annotation, biological process: monosaccharide transmembrane transport; response to insulin.
UGAUUAGACAGCAGCCUCUGACUCUAUUUCUCCCUGCUGCUGUACCACCACCACAGCUCCUCAGCUUCCGCCCUCAGCUUCCCUCCACAACCAGGACCAUAGGACCAGAAGACCAUGUCCACCACCGAGGGGGUCAAGACCCCUCUCCCUGGCCCCACAGAGGCCACCAGUCUGGUAAGGGGUCCAAGCCAAGAACAGGCGGUGACGUUCCAGCUGAUGAUGGCAGUGGGAACAGCUGUGAUUGGCUCGCUGCAGUUUGGCUACAACACAGGGGUCAUCAACGCUCCCCAAAAGAUCAUUGAAGGCUUUUUGAAUGACACGUGGAACAACAGGUACUCUGAGCCCAUCCCUGCCACAUCCCUGACCACCCUGUGGUCCAUCUCCGUGGCCAUCUUCUCUGUCGGGGGCAUCUUUGGCUCCUUCUCCGUGGGCCUCUUUGUCAACCGCCUGGGCAGGAGGAACUCGAUGCUCAUCGCCAAUGUGCUAGCGUUCAUCGCCGCCGGGUUCAUGGGCUUCUCCAAGCUGGCGGCGUCGUGGGAGAUGCUGAUCAUUGGCCGCUUCAUCGUGGGACUUUACUCCGGCCUGUCCACUGGCUUCGUGCCCAUGUACGUGGGGGAGAUCGCGCCCACUUCGCUCCGUGGGGCGCUGGGCACUCUGCACCAGCUGGGCAUCGUCAUUGGAAUCCUCAUGGCACAGGUGUUUGGGAUGGAGUCGAUCAUGGGGAACUCCACUAUGUGGCCCUUCCUGCUGGCCCUCACUUUCAUCCCGGCCGUGUUGCAGUGUAUCCUGCUGCCCUUCUGCCCCGAGAGCCCUCGCUUCCUCCUCAUCAACUGCAACGAGGAGCUCAAGGCCAGGGAAGUGCUGGAGAAGCUGCGAGGCACUGAGGAGGUGGGCGACGACAUGCAGGAGAUGAAGGAGGAGGCCAGGCAGAUGAUGAGGGAGAAGAAGGUCACCAUCCUGGAGCUAUUCCGCUCGCCACUCUACCGCCAGCCCAUCUUCAUCGCCAUCAUGCUCCAGCUCUCCCAGCAGCUGUCUGGCAUCAACGCUGUUUUCUACUACUCCACCAGGAUCUUUGAGAAGGCGGGGGUUUCUCAGCCAGUCUAUGCAACCAUUGGGGCUGGAGUAGUCAAUACAGCCUUCACUGUUGUGUCUCUAUUCAUUGUGGAGCGUGCUGGGCGAAGAUCCCUUCACCUCACUGGGUUACUGGGGAUGGCAUUCUCAGCGGUCCUGAUGACAGUUGCCAUGGCACUGCUUGACCAGCUGCCAUGGAUGUCGUACGUUAGCAUCGUGGCCAUCUUCAGCUUCGUGGCAUUCUUUGAGAUUGGCCCAGGCCCCAUCCCAUGGUUCAUUGUGGCUGAGCUCUUCAGCCAAGGUCCUCGGCCCUCUGCCUUUGCCGUGGCUGGAUUCUCUAACUGGACAGCUAACUUUAUAGUGGGCAUGACCUUCCAAUACGUUGAGCAACUGUGUGGCCCCUACGUCUUCAUCAUCUUUACCGUGCUGCUGCUGGGCUUCUUCGUCUUCACCUACUUCAUGGUGCCCGAAACCAAGGGACGAUCAUUUGACGAGAUCGCUGCUGGCUUCCGCCAUGAUGCCGGAGAGGCAGGGGAGAAGUAUGCGCCUGAGGAGAUGAACAGCCUGGGGGGAGCCGACUCCCAACUCUAAGCCCUCCGACAACACCGAUACAUACAUACAGUUGAAGUCGGAAGUUUACAUACACUUAGGUUGGAGUCAUUAAAACUAGUUUUUCAACCACUCCACAAAUUUCUUGUUAACUAUAGUUUUGGCAAGUUGGUUAGGACAUCUACUUUGUGCAUGACACAAGUAAUUUUUCCAACAAUUGUUUACAGACAGAUUAUUUCACUUAUAAUUCACUGUAUCACAAUUCCAGUGGGUCAGAAGUUUACAUACACUAAGUUGACUGUGCCUUUAAACAGCUUGGAAAAUUCCAGAAAAUUAUGUCAUGGCUUUAGAAGCUUCUGAUAGGCUAAUUGAAAUCGUUUGAGUCAAUUGGAGGUGUACCUGUGGAUGUAUUUCAAGGCCUACCUUCAAAGUUAGUGCUUCUUUGCUUGACAUCAUGGGAAAAUCAAAAGAAAUCAGCCAAGACCUCAGAAAAAAGUCUGGUUCAUCCUUGGGAGCAAUUUCCAAACGCCUGAAGGUACCGCGUUCAUCUGCACAAACAAUAGUACGCAAGUAUAAACACCAUGAGACCGCGCAGCCGUCAUACCGCUCAGGAAGGAGACGCGUUCUGUCUCCUAGAGAUUAACGUAUUUUGGUGGGAAAAGUGCAAAUCAAUCCCAGAACAACAGCAGAGGACCUUGUGAAGAUGCUGGAGGAAACAGGUACAAAAGUAUUUAUAUUCACAGUAAAACAAGUCCUACAUCGACAUAACCUGAAAGGCCGCUCAGCAAGGAAGAAGCCACUGCUCCAAAACCGCCAUAAAAAAGCCAGACUACGGUUUGCAACUGCAGAUGGGGACAAAGAUCAUGCUUUUUGGAGAAAUGUCCUCUCGUCUGAUGAAACAAAAAUAGAACUGUUUGGCUAUAAUGACCAUUGUUAUGUUUGGAGGAAAAAGGGGGAGGCUUGCAAGCCGAAGAACACCAUCCCAACCGUGAAUCUGCCAAUGGCAGCAUCAUGUUGUGGGGGUGCUUUGUUGCAGGAGGGUCUGGUACACUUUACAAAAUAGAUGGCAUCAUGAGGUAGGAAAAUUAUGUGGAUAUAUUGAAGCAACAUCUCAAGACAUCAGUCAGGAAGUUAAAGCUUGGUCGCAAAUGGGUCUUCCAAAUGGACAAUGACCCCAAGCAUACUUCCAAAGUUGUGGAAAAAUGGCUUAAGGACAUCAAAGUCAAAGUAUUGGAGGGGCCAUCACAAAGCCCUGACCUCAAUCCUAUAGAAAAUGUGUGAGCAGAACGGAAAAAAUGUGAGCAAGGAAGCCUACAAACCUGGCUCGGUUGCACCAGCUCUGUCAGGAGGAAUGGGCCAAGAUUCACCCAACUUAUUGUGGGAAGCUUAUGGAACGCUACCUGAAAUGUUUGACCCAAGUUAAACAAUUUAAAGGCAAUGCUACCAAAUACUAAUUGAGUGUAUGUAAACUUGUGACACACUGGGAAUGUGAUGAAAGAAAUAAAAGCUGAAAUAAAUAAUUCUCUCUACUAUUAUUCUGACAUUUCAAAUUCUUGAAGUAAAGUGGUGAUCCUAACUGACCUAAGACAGGGAAUUCUUACUAGGAAAAAAAAAUAAGUUUAAAUGUAUUUGGCUAAGGUGUAUGUAAACUUCCGACUUCAACUGUACAUACAUAGAUAGAUAGAUAGAUUUUAUUUGACCAUGUUAAACAAUAUACAACCACAAAUGUGAAUAAUGCAUUUAAAAUCAUCAAGCAUGACACAAACCAUGUUUUAGAUAUAUUUCCAUUAUGGUCCUCUUAAAUAAAUGGUUCAAAAAUGUACAAACAUAAACAUACUAGGCAUACUUGGCUUACACAUAUAACACAUGACAUAACAGGCAUAGUUGGCUUACACAUAUAGCUAACACAUAACAAAUCAAAGAAUAGGAGACUUCUACACCUGCAUUCUAGCUGUUUGGGGUUUUAGGCUGGGUUUCUGUACAGCACUUCGAGAUAUUAUCUGAUGUACGAAGGGCUAUAUAAAAUAAAAUUGAUUGAUUGAUUGAUUGAGACAUUGUCAUAGCCAUAGAGCAGGACUCCCUCAACAGAUCAGCGAUCUCAGGCUCCUAAAAUGAGAUGAUGGUUUUAUGAUGGUUAUGCCAGAUAAUGGUGACGCAGUUGAUGCCAGAUGAUGGUGAUGAAGUUGGCUUGCUGCCUCUGAUAUAUUAUACAAGGGGGUGUUCACAGGGUAUCCUUUUCAAAUGAAAUAUUGGGCAUUAAAGCGUCUUGUUAUUACGGUGUUAUCUAUCAUAUACACCGAAGACUAAGCUUCACAGUUACUAAGUACACUCUUAGAAAAAAAGUCGCUAUCUAGAACCUAAAAGUGUUCUUCAGGUGUCCCCAUAGGAGAACACUUUGAAGAUAAAUAUUUUUGGUUCCAGGUAUAACUUUUUGGUUCCAUGUAAAACCAUUUCCACAAAGGGUUCUGUACUCCCAAAAGGGUUCUACCUGGAACCAAAAAGGGUUAUACCUGGAACCAAAAACAUUUAUCUUAUGGGGAAAGCCUAAGAAUCCUUUCGGAAUCCUUUUUUUCGAAGAGUGUAGGACAAUGAUAUCAGCAAAUUUAAAUAUAUACUUUUAUAUUAGCAGAUUUCGCAUACAACUCCACUUGAACCUAUGGAUUUUAGAGGGUGACUCUACAGAAGGGGAUUCGUAGUCUGUCAAUCAGCUAAGGCAAAACAUUUAGGAAUUUACUGAUUUUUAUCCUUGUCUUGUUUGAACAAUACAAUGUAGUGUUUUGUGUGUGUGUGUGUGUGUGUGUGUGUGUGUGUGUGUGCGCGUGAGUGCGCACCACAAGUCACUGCUUUAUGCAUAGUGACUUUUUCUUUAGUAUUGGACACAUGCUGUAAAUAAUAGACACAAUAAAUCAUUGUAGUUGUAUAACCAGAAUAAGAGUAUAAUCCCAUGUAAGCUCUAACUUGUCAGUUACAGAGUUCUGUAUCAUUUUACAAAACAAAUUAUUUAUUAGUGAGCUGUACAAUUCUAUUGUGUAGCCUACCAAAAAGAAAACGCUAAUCUGUGUGUAGUGCCUAGGGGGAUGGGGAAGUAGGCAGCAGAAGGAGAUUUUUUGUGUUUUCUUUAUCUUUUAUGUUAAAACAAAGUGCCACGACUGCUCUACUGACAGCUCUUCCCCUUUUUUUAUGAUAUAUUGUAUGGUAGCUGGAUAUUUUGCUCAAUAAAAACAAGCUGCACACAGAGAA